Molecule: messenger RNA, 441 nt
Organism: Lactuca saligna
Lineage: Eukaryota; Viridiplantae; Streptophyta; Magnoliopsida; Asterales; Asteraceae
Source: the annotation of a GenBank genome assembly
AUGAAAGCAAUACUCGAUGAUUCUUCCUCUACCGAUGGUCCCACCUCCAAAUCACCCGAGACUGAAAUUUUCGUGGACCGACUCUCGCAGGUAGGUCUGUGUUAUCGGAGUGGCACAGAGAAGAAAGUCGACGCACGGAAGAACAAGAAGUCCGGGAAGAAAUCCGGUGGGAGUUCAGUAUCUAGGGCAAACAUGUACCUCCCACCGAUGCCUUUGAAGGAGCCGAUUUCAGUGCUCAAGAACUUUGACAUUCGAUCUCAUGAAAUUCCGGAAGUGGUGUGCUUUCUUUGGUUGUGUUAUUCCUGUUUGAAAUUCCUUGGAGAAUCUCCGGCAACUCGAUCUUGUUCGCAAACCCUACCACCAAGUUUGAAUUCGGCCCCAAAUGCAAAGGAGAUGAUAGUCGGCACUCGGCAGAAUGGAACGUCGUCGACAAUUCAAUGA